UAUUCGUGGAAUUUAGAAACAUCCGGUUUUACUUUCAUUUUCUCUUUUUCCUUGAUAAAUUAUUUUAAAAUGUCUUCAAUGCAAUGGAACCAAGAGACAAAAACUAAAUUAAACGAGAAAGUGACAACAAACAUUUUAGAUAUGGCAUCUCUGGCAAGACAAUUAGUUAGAUCUUCUAGAUCGAAUGAGCUUCUUGCACAAGCAGCAAAGAAUUUUUCCUGUCAAGAACAAAUAAUACAGAAUUCUGCAAAUUCUUUAACAAAAAUGCAGAAUAUUACAACACAGUUGGAAUACCAAGAAUCAGCAGUAGAGAGAAGUAUGAGUACUAUUGAUGACAUUCAAGAUCAACUGAAAACUAUACAGAGGUGAAACUAUGGUGGACUUUGAAGUGUAAUUCAUUUGGAAU
This is a messenger RNA of Mytilus trossulus (common blue mussel), 406 nucleotides long. RefSeq names its product BLOC-1-related complex subunit 7-like. The transcript is spliced from 5 exons. The record is from RefSeq and is a predicted model, not a curated record. Bases 70 to 369 code for a protein of 99 amino acids. Lineage: Eukaryota; Metazoa; Mollusca; Bivalvia; Mytilida; Mytilidae. Gene Ontology annotation, cellular component: BORC complex.